Messenger RNA from Cetraspora pellucida, 1473 nucleotides. The record is from the annotation of a GenBank genome assembly. NCBI's taxonomy places the organism in Eukaryota, Fungi, Glomeromycota, Glomeromycetes, Diversisporales, Gigasporaceae.
AUGCUACAAAACCAAUCCAAAUUACGUGAUGAAAUAGACGUUGAACGUCAGGCGACGUCAGAUGCUACUGCAACUAUAAAAAAUGUCGACAAUCAGAUUGUUAAAGACAAUAACUCAUCACCGUCUAAUGAUACCUUAUUACAUGGUGUUGAACUAUUUCUAGUUGUUGUUGGCCUAUCAUGUGCUGUAUUUUUAGCCGCCUUAGAUCAAACAAUUGUUUCUACUGCUUUACCUAAAAUAGUUUCAGAUUUUAAUGGAUUGGAUCAAAUGGCAUGGGUUGCAACUUCUUAUCUACUCACAACGACUUCAUUUCAACCAAUUUACGGAAAAUUAUCUGAUAUUUUUGGUCGCAAAGCAACAUUCUUGGGUGCAAUUAUCAUCUUUGAAUUAGGCAGUUUGUUAUGUGGAGUUGCCACCAAUAUGGUUUCGAUGAUAAUAUACCGUGCAAUCGCUGGUAUCGGAGGUGGUGGAAUUAUAGGUCUCGUCUUAAUUAUUAUUACGGAUAUUGUUAGUUCUAAAGAUCAGGGAAAAUACCAGGGUUUCGUUAGUGGAUGCUUUGGUUUCGCUUCCGUAAUAGCCCCUCUCUUGGGAGGUGCUUUUACUGAUCAUGUUAGUUGGAGAUGGUGUUUCUUCAUAAAUCUUCCUUUAGGUGCAAUAACAAUAAUCGCAGUAAUUUGGUUUCUUCGGCUACCAAAACCAACCGGUUCAUUACUUGAUAAAAUUAAGAGAGUUGAUAUUAUUGGCACCACUGUAGUGAUCUUAUCAACUGUUUGUAUCUUAUUACCUCUCAAUUGGGGUGGCAGUACUUAUGCUUGGAAUAGUCCCGUAAUUAUAGCACUUUUAUGUGUUGGCGUAUUUGGUUACAUAAUAUUUGGUUUUGCUGAAUGUUACAUCGUUACUGAACCCGUUGCUCCACCUACACAAUCUGGAUUAGAUUUUAUGCCUUACAUUCUUGGUGUAGUAGUUUCUUUAAUUGCAUCCGGUCAAUUAUUCUCUCGAACAGAUAAAGUAGAGUAUCGAUUAGUGGCUCUAAUUGCUUCUGUAUUGACAAUAAUCGGUGCCGGAUUAACCACUAUGUGGAAUGAAAACACCGGAAAUGGUGAAUUUAUAGGAUACAUGCUAAUCGGUGGUGUUGGAAUUGGUACAAGUAUUCAAUCUAUUACAUUAUGCGUUCAAACAUUGGUUAAGCCGGAGGAUAUAGCUUCUGUUACUACUUUGUCAUUAUUCUUUAGAAGCAUUGGAGCUGUCCUUGGAAUUGCAAUAUCAGGAACAGCAUUUAAUAAUAAACUUUCUCAAGUAUUAAGUACUUUAACUUUACCUCCAUCCUUUUCAACACAAUCUGUAUAUACUAUACAAUCAUUGUCACCAGAUACACGUGCGAUAAUGAUUAUUUCAUCAUUAUUUAUGGGAAAUAGUAAACCAAUACAUCGAAGAGAUGAAGAAAAAGUCGUUGGAACUUAUGCACUUGAAUAA